AUGGCCACACUACCCCAGCCAAGAGAGCUGCUCACCUCUCUCAUAAACUCGAUAAGCGACAUCCCCCUCUCGCAACCCCGGCCAGCCAACGACCAACCAGGUAGAGAGGAGGAACCCUUCCACCCCCUCAGAGCCGUCCCCAUCUCCCACCGCCACCUCCUCACCACCCUCCACGUCCUCUUCCCCACCCUCCUCCUCCCCGCCCUGGACCUCCUCGACCGCGGCCUCGUCACCCGCCUCGUCCUCGAGGGUGGCGGCCGUCCCACCAUCACGGAGGACCAAGACGGACCAGGACCCGGGGCCCCAAAGGGCACGUACGUCGUCCGGUCGGCGCGGUCGGCACACCCGCACCCGCACCCGCACCCGCGACGACAGCAUCAGCAGCAAACCACCACUCCGGCGGGUGCGGGGAGCGGGGCGUACGUGGCGCGCCUCGGCGCCUGGAACUGCACCUGCGCGGCGUUCGCGUUCGCGGCCUUCCCGACGACGGGGGUGAGCCGCCCUGACAGCGACGGGGGCGGGCUGGACCCGCCUAACGACGAUGGACCCCGGUGGUCGUUUGGGGGCAUGAGCUUUGACGGCAGGGUCGGCAAGGGCGAGGGCGAGGGCGAUGUACCGUGCUGCAAGCACCUGUUGGCCUGCCUGCUUGCGGAGCGGUGGCAGGCUGCGCUGGGGAGCUACAUGGUGGAGAGGAGGGUGGGGAGGGAGGAGAUGGCUGGUAUUAUUGCGGACGUGUGA
Phialemonium atrogriseum is the source of this 738-nucleotide messenger RNA. RefSeq lists its product as uncharacterized. The coding region runs from base 1 to 738 and encodes 245 amino acids. Lineage: Eukaryota; Fungi; Ascomycota; Sordariomycetes; Cephalothecales; Cephalothecaceae. The transcript has a single exon. The record is from RefSeq and is a predicted model, not a curated record.